AGUACGUACUGGGAGAUGAAGCAGCUUGCACAGGGUAAAGUAGUGGAGAGCUGCAUCAAACCAGUCUCAGGACUGAAAACCACAACAACAACAACAAAGCCUGCUAAUUCAUCUUGUUACGCUGCUACAGUGAUAAUAUCCAAGCUUGUUUUCUUCCUUUUCUACAUCUCUUAGAGUUCAGACAUGGUUCUCAGGUCAAGAGGUUACACUGAUAUGUGCAUUCAGAUUGGAAAUGGAGCUAUGGUUUCAAACAUCAGCACUCAAGAAGGAAUUUCUGUUGAGUAUUUUCGGUUUAGGGAUAGUUUGCUUGCAGAUAUAAUGAAUGCAGAUUUAGUUAUAAGUCAUGCUGGAGCUGGUAGCUGUCUUGAGAUACUUGAAGCUGGUAAGCCACUUGUAGUGGUUAUAAAUCAACAGCUGAUGGGUAAUCAUCAACUUGAACUUGCAAAACAGCUAUAUGCUGAUGAACAUUUAUAUUACAGCACAUGUGAAAAUCUGAAAAGUGUGUUAGAAAAUAUGAACUUAGAAAAGUUAAAACCUUUUCCUCAUGGAAAUGCUGGUAUUUUUGCAACAUACCUUAAUAGUGUAUUUGGUUUUAAUGAGUAUAAUAAUGAAACAUAGAGUUCUGGAGUAUUUCAGCACUGCCUCAGGGAGUUAAUCUCAAUGAAGCAUUGGGAUUCAUGAAGGUGUACCAGGUAAAGGAACAAUAUUGGUGUUAGAAUUGAGACAUACACAGUGUAUAAAAAAUGAUCAAGUUACAUUCCACAAAAUGUUAAAUAUAAUAAUCACCAGUGACAUUUUUUAUAGAAUAUUAUGAAUUUUAUUAAUGUCAAAAUAAUAUAAAAACAUUCAUACUUAAUGUUUUGAAUAAAUGUAAUACACUGAAUAAAUAUAAUAUUAGUAAAAUA
This is a messenger RNA of Schistocerca piceifrons (Central American locust), 905 nucleotides long. RefSeq names its product UDP-N-acetylglucosamine transferase subunit ALG13 homolog (gene Alg13). NCBI's taxonomy places the organism in Eukaryota, Metazoa, Arthropoda, Insecta, Orthoptera, Acrididae. The record is from RefSeq and is a predicted model, not a curated record. Gene Ontology annotation, biological process: dolichol-linked oligosaccharide biosynthetic process. The transcript has 2 exons. Gene Ontology annotation, molecular function: hexosyltransferase activity. Bases 184 to 618 code for a protein of 144 amino acids.